Molecule: messenger RNA, 441 nt
Organism: Diprion similis
Lineage: Eukaryota; Metazoa; Arthropoda; Insecta; Hymenoptera; Diprionidae
Product: salivary glue protein Sgs-3-like
Exons: 1
Coding region: 1-441 (146 amino acids)
Source: RefSeq, a predicted model, not a curated record
AUGAAAAGGAAACACCAGGAGGCCGGGCCAUCGGGAAUAACCCCACGGAUGGCAAACCCCCCGGACAGACGAACACGACAGACACCACACAUACCGCUGCUACAGACACCAGGACAACCACCACACCUACACAGAUACGGUCUAGACGGUAUAGACAGCACAAACACACGAACAACACCCAUAAACACCACCACACGACGCACAUUACUGCCUACCCCGGCCGAAUACACGCAAACACUCACGAUCACACCCACGCACACCACAAAAACCACGACAACGAAAUACCACACACCUAAACCAACAACCACAUCAACACAACCAACCACACACAAACCACCCAUCACCACAACCACACGACGCACACUACUGCCUACCCUAGCCAAAUACACACAAACACUCACGAUCGCACCUACACACACCACGCCAACCACAACGACGUGA